AUGAAUACUGAAGAGGAUGUGGUUGUAGGUCCAAUCUCUGGAAUGCGAUUUAGAGAUAAAGAUUCUUUGUUUGCAUUCUACAAAGAACAUGCACGAAUGAAAGGAUUCUCCGUCGUCAAAAGAAAUUCCAACAAGAAGGGUGGUGACACUGCCAGGAACAUAACUUACUGUUGUGAUAGGGCUAGGAUUCGCAAAACCAAGUUUACCACCAAGAGUAACAAUUGUAAAGCUAGGCUCGCUGUUGUUUUGGAUGAUUUUGGUUGUUGGCGCGUCUCUAAGGUCGUUCACGAUCACAAUCAUGAUUUGCUCCCAUCCAUAUCGCGCCUGAUGGCUGGACAUAGGUCCGUUUGUGGUUGUUUGAAGAAGGAUAUCGUAGCUCACAAUCGAUCUGGCAUUAGACCCUCCAAGAAUAUUAGACUUGCUGAGGUUCAACGUAGUGGACCGCAAAAUUUGGGUUGCACUCCAAAGUAUUGUAGAAACUUUAUUUUAAAGAGUAGAAAUUCUGAAAUGCAAGAAGGGGACGCACAGUUGCUGCUCAACUUUUUUCGUGAAAUGCAGGUAAAGGAUAGGGAUUUUUUCUAUUCAAUAGACGUUGAUAAUAUUGGUAGACUGCGAAAUGUGGUAUGGGUGCAUUCACACUGUAAGGCAGUAUAUGAGCAAUUCCAUGAUGCGAUAUGCUUUGAUACGAUGUACCUUGUGAAUCGAUAUAAUAUGCCAUGUGCUACAUUUGUUGGCAUCAAUCAUCAUAGACAGUCCAUCUUACUGGGAUGUGCUCUCAUGUCUCAUGAAGAUAUCGAUAGUUACAAAUUAGUUUUUAGAACUUGGCUUGAGGCCAUGGGAAAUGUCCAUCCAGAUGCGAUCAUAACUGAUCAGUGUUAG
Molecule: messenger RNA, 879 nt
Organism: Nicotiana attenuata
Lineage: Eukaryota; Viridiplantae; Streptophyta; Magnoliopsida; Solanales; Solanaceae
Product: protein FAR1-RELATED SEQUENCE 5-like
Exons: 1
Coding region: 1-879 (292 amino acids)
Source: RefSeq, a predicted model, not a curated record